UGAAGGGGGGUUGAGGGUGUUCAUGUCCAUUCCUUGUAAGUCAGAACAAGAUCGCUAAACAAGCCUGUUCUAUCUGCUGUUUUCUGCUAGCUUAAUAAAGGGCUCUCAAGCAAGGGGGUCAUUGAUAAAAUUCAAUGAGACAAUAGGAUAUUCCCCCCAGACUCUUAAGAAAAUUGUCCUCUUUUUCCCCCUGCAAUCUUGAAGAAGCAAAUGAAAAGAAACAGAUUCCAUUCGUGUACCCUUCCAAAUAAUGAGAGCGCAGCUAAAGUGCAGUUUUGGCUAUGAGCUCCGUGGUCAAAAACACUAACAAAGACAUUUGAAGGGAUUUUUUCCCCUUUUUGCUUCCUACAGUAUUGCGAAUUUCGCUCUACCUCUUAGGGUCCUGAAUGACGAUCAUCUAUAAUUGUAUUAGUAGUUUGACAAUGCCAUGAACCUACAACCGGGUUAACUCCCUGACAUACAGGCAAAAAUCUCUUUUGGAGAGAGAGGGAGUCUUUGUUUAAAUGGAAGAUUUCAAUUAGGUCUUUACACGUUGUCAGGCAUAUGUCACAGACAUAUUUCACAUUUGACCUUCGAGGUAACUCAAAUAUGAUUAUGUUCUCAACUGACAGACUCCGACACAUGAUCCUCAACAUAUAUUUAUAAAGCCAGGUUUGCUUAAUCAAACUUCUUAAACGUAUAAGCUAGAGGUCAUAUGUAAAUGUGGGCGGACUUGACUACUUUUGUAAGGAUUUACCCUGAAAACAAUUCAACAAAGCAAAGGGCAAUUUAUAGGCAGGAUUUAUGACAGUUUAAGGGGGCAGAUUAUUUAUGAAAAUAAUCCAUUAUACUAUCUUUAAGUAGAGCCUGGGAUCCAUUACAUACACAAACAGAAGCAGAUAUUCAGAAUAGGCUGUGCACUUUGAUCUAUGCACUAGCGAGGGACACAGGCUCAUAAACAUGUUUAUCCUUUGAAGCUUUAUGAUGUUGUACAACCAAGUCUCCUCCUUCUACCCUGUCCAUGCUGCCCUGCCUAAAGGCAAACAAACUGAUGUUUGCUGAGAGCAUCUUUACAAGUGACAGUACAUUUGUUGGGUUUCGUUCGCAGACCUAGCCCAAUUGCGGGGAAUUUGUUCAUUUGCUAAUGCAUUCCAGUUCGAAAUCACACGUUUUUACAUGUUCUCUGUCUUUUUUUUUUAACACGCAAUCGAGUGCGGGCACAUUUCUGAACCGCUGUUUUUGGCAGCGCGAUUACAUCACGUGCCACUAGAGGGCGCUUUUAACAUCAUUUGUCUAUGGAUGCGCGUCUACAGCGUUCAUAGGUAUAACUAUUUGCUCUUUUGUAAGAUCACAACUUUGGUUUGACAGUUGUGCACUGUAAGAAAUGUCUAUUAAAUUUAAAUUUAACGAAACUAGUAACAUGUUUAUCGUGCGUGCUGCUCUCAUUUUUUUGGUUAGUUAGCAUAUUUGAUAAGUGACCCAUACCUGCCUUUAAAAGUGAUGAGAGAAGCUACAUGCAUCAUUUACAGAGAGGAAUUGCGGUUUUACCUGCAUAGUACACUUUAUAAAUCCUUGGUAUUCACUUGCAUUACAUGUUUUUUUUCUGCACCUGACAACUUAACCAAUAUAAGCUAUAGUGAAAUAAAAAGUUUCAAGUCAAUGAUGCACCAAACUCUACAGCACAGAAAGGCGGAGAUGUCACUCAACCGUGCCCGUAGAGGUGGGCGGACUGGAGCGUCCCCCACUCUGCCAAUGGCAAAGCACCGAAAUCCCUAAAAUCAGCCAUCAGCCCGCGGCGGGGAGCACACACUCUGAAUCAGCCCGUAUCGCGCAGGAGAUGACGGAUCGUGUCUCCGCGCCCGCAGCUCACGCACGGUCCGCGGCGCGCCGAGCAGCAGCGUAAACUUCAGCACGCGGUGGGAAUUUACUCGUUCAUUCGCGAUCUCUUCAAUGUCACCAUGCGCAGCAUCUCAUCCUGCGGUGCGCUGCUGUCAAUCUACUACCCCCAGAUCUUCCUCAUCCUCACCAGCGGCAGCUACCUGGCUUUGUCUUCAGUUGUGGCGUUGGGUGCGAACAUCAUCUGCAACAAGAUCCCCGGUCUGGCCCCCCGACAGCGUGCCAUCUGUCAGAGCCGCCCGGAUGCCAUCAUCAUCAUCGGGGAGGGCGCUCAGUUGGGCAUCAACGAGUGCCAGUAUCAGUUUCGCUACGGACGCUGGAACUGCUCUGCCCUCGGUGAGAGGACGGUCUUUGGGCAAGAGCUGAGAGUAGGCAGCAAGGAGGCUGCAUUUACCUACGCCAUCACCGCGGCAGGUGUCGCCCAUGCUGUGACAGCAGCCUGCAGCCAGGGCAACAUGAGCCACUGCGGUUGCGACAGAGAAAAGCAAGGCUACCAUGACGAGGAAGAGGGCUGGAAAUGGGGCGGCUGUUCAGCGGACAUCAAAUACGGAGUGGACUUCUCCAGGCGCUUUGUGGACGCCAGAGAGAUUAAAAAAAAUGCAAGGAGACUGAUGAACCUGCACAACAAUGAGGCUGGAAGAAAGGUUCUAGAGGAGAGCAUGAAGCUGGAAUGCAAAUGUCACGGCGUCUCCGGCUCUUGCACCACAAAGACGUGCUGGACGACUCUUCCCAAAUUCCGUGAGAUCGGUUACGUAUUAAAAGAACGCUAUGCCGCCGCUGUUGAGGUGGAGGCCGUGCGAGCCACGCGAUUCCGGCAGCCCUCUUUCCUGCGUCUCAAACAGUCUCGUGGGUUCAUCAAGCCCACAGACACGGACUUGGUGUACUUGGAGCGUUCCCCCAACUAUUGCGAGGAAGAUGCUGCAACGGGAAGCGCAGGCACACGGGGACGGCUUUGUAACCACACGUCACCUCACACGGACGGCUGCAACCUCAUGUGCUGCGGUCGGGGCCACAACACCCACCAAUACACGCGCGUGUGGCAGUGCAAUUGCAAGUUCCAGUGGUGCUGCUUCGUAAAGUGCAACACUUGCAGCGAAAAGACAGAGGUUUUCACCUGCAAAUGAGCAAGUCGAAGAAUAAAAAGGACAAGGAGAGCCAAUGGAGAUUGAAGCCAAUGAAGAGUUGAUCCAGAGGGUCUCAUUUUCACACAGCUUCUUUUGCACAUCAGGGAGUCUUAACAUGAGAAGAGGCUGUUGGGUUGGGGAUGAGGAAACUUAAGAGGAAAAUGCAUAUGCAGCAUUCAGACUUUGUUGUUUUCGGUUUCUUAAGACUUAAGGAAGGUCGCUUGAGGCCUAUCCUGACUCAGAACUUGUAUUAGCCCCUAUGGGAGUUCAAGGGGAAAGACGUGCUGCGAUUUUGCAACCCUGGAUUCACACUGUAUUUGUUUGAACACUGAAAAUGACUUUUUUCCUUUUCUUUGGAGAAAUAAGCUUGAAAAUGCUACUGAUAUGUUGCUUCCAAAAUUUGACCACAUACGCUACAUCAUGCAUGUAAAAACUGAUUCCUCCCCUUAAUUUUGUCUUAUUCUGGAAUACAUUAGAGAAUGCAAAAUCCACAACAGUAAAUCAAGAGAGAAUCCAUCAUUUUGGUGAACACUGCCAAUUGUUGCAUGCAGACACAAAGCUUUACGGGAUUUCUGUUGGGAAAAGCUUUGUUAGUCAGUUUAACCUGCUCAUGGUAUGCUGCAUUGUUUUGUCUUGUAGAUCUUUUGCGUCUAAAUGAGCAUGGGAGAAAGAACAAAAGCGUUUUUAGGCACCUCAUUGAAAUGCAACGUGACCGAACCAGGCACAUUGUACUCCCAUGAAUUCCAGAAACGUGGAAUUCCACAUUACUGGUCCGGCAUGCACAAGGUUUACUCGUCUAGAUAUAUUCUGCUUAGCCAAUGGAAUUCACCUAACCAGAGCUGGGUCCGAAUCGGUAAAAGGUCAUUGGAGUUAUUUUGAGCAGCAACCAUUUUUCCAUCUAAAGUGUUUAUACAAGUUACAUGGCUGGAAAAUGUGUUAAAGUAUAUUUUUUUAUGUAGAGAAUAUGGCACUUUAUGUCAGGUAUAUCCAAAAAGAGUAAUUAUUGAUACUAUUUUCCAUGUCAUUCUUCUUUAGCAUUUAAUUGUUGGACUUUAAUUUGUGUUUAUUAUGUACAGUUUAUUGUUUUCUGAGCAGACUUAUUAUUUUCC
This is a messenger RNA of Triplophysa dalaica, 4108 nucleotides long. RefSeq names its product wingless-type MMTV integration site family, member 7Ba (gene wnt7ba). Gene Ontology annotation, cellular component: extracellular region. Gene Ontology annotation, molecular function: cytokine activity; frizzled binding. Gene Ontology annotation, biological process: positive regulation of JNK cascade; neuron differentiation; multicellular organism development. Bases 1938 to 2999 code for a protein of 353 amino acids. The transcript has 4 exons. Lineage: Eukaryota; Metazoa; Chordata; Actinopteri; Cypriniformes; Nemacheilidae. The record is from RefSeq and is a predicted model, not a curated record.